AUGGUACACACCGGAGUCGCUACCAAGGAAUCUGUGCUUCCCGGCAAUGGAAGCCCCCGACGUGGCAGCGACCAGGCUUGUGGCACAGUCACACGAGCGGCAACUGGCAGCGCUUGUGACGACGCCCAAGACCUGGCGGCCAGAAUAGAAGCUCUGUCCGAGUCGCUGCACAACUCGUUGCCCCUAGGUUUGAUUCCCUAUAAACUGGCCGAGGCGCUUCGACACCACUCCAACCAUCGUCUCCAACUAGCAAGAGAACAAGGCAUUAAACUCGAGCAUCUUUACAUCGGCACAGACUGUCUUCCUACGUGGAGCACUCUCUAUUGGGACCCCGAGAACGAGUCCCUCCAUAACACAAUACAAAUGCACCUCCUCCACCUUCAGCUUGCUCAAAAGUUGGGAGAGUUUCUGCAGCAGCAGAUUCGAGACAAGAGCAAUCGGAGGUUGCGUCAGGCUCUGGCGCUGGGCAUCAAACUCGAAAACAUAUUCAUCGGCGAAUGCGACAGCUUGGAAACCGUCGUUGGUCCUAUUGCAGACCUGUCCGACCCGGGUGCUUGGCAGCCUUCUGAUUCCGAAGGCCCGGUCUCGUUUCGGGACCUGGCACCGAGCAACAUCUAUGACAGUGACGAGGACGACGAACAACACCACCCCGACGAAAUAUACAUGAACAACCACGUGGAUACACAGCCGAUUUACGACGAAUAUGGAAAUUCCAACAUUGUCCACGACGUGGAGAUUGUUGGUGGCCAUGGCCAGCAUGACACUGUCGACCUGGGAGUAUAUAUGGCAGUGGACGAUGAAGAAGUACAAGACCUGCCAGAGGUAGAAUUGGCCAUGGAUAGGAAGAGCUUUGAACAACAUUUCGGAGAUGACGAUGCGGUUGACGUUCAUAUUCCAGACAUGGAAAUAUUCUGCUUCGACAAGAUUGAGGAAUACGACGACGACGACAUGCAUGAAGAUAAUAACAAGCAACAAGACACUUUGAGGGUAGAGCCACCGCGUUAUAUGGAACUAGAUGAUGAUGGCAGUCACGGUGAAGACGACGACAUCUCACAAGGAAAUGCUAUGGACAUUUGUGGAUCAGAUGACAGUUUGUCCGAUUCGGAGAUGCUGAGUGAGGAGGAGUAG
Metarhizium acridum CQMa 102 is the source of this 1128-nucleotide messenger RNA. NCBI's taxonomy places the organism in Eukaryota, Fungi, Ascomycota, Sordariomycetes, Hypocreales, Clavicipitaceae. The record is from RefSeq and is a predicted model, not a curated record.